Messenger RNA from Vicia villosa (hairy vetch), 1178 nucleotides. RefSeq names its product tetraspanin-19-like. NCBI's taxonomy places the organism in Eukaryota, Viridiplantae, Streptophyta, Magnoliopsida, Fabales, Fabaceae. Gene Ontology annotation, cellular component: membrane. The coding region runs from base 208 to 855 and encodes 215 amino acids. The transcript is spliced from 6 exons. The record is from RefSeq and is a predicted model, not a curated record.
UGCAAUGCAUUUGCGAUAGAUCUAAUAGCCUUUGAAGGCAUUAAAAGUUUAAAACCAUAAAAUUUGAAAUAGAAAUAAGAAACAUCCUCUUUUUUCUCCUCAAAUCGAUUGAUUUGUUGUUCGAGCCCUAGAUUUAAGACUUCUUUCAGCUUAGGGAGCGUCAGAUUGUUUAUAGUUCUUAUACUAUCUUCCUUUUUGUGAAUUAAAAUGGCGAGGGUGAUGAGAAGUUGCAUACAAUCGAUAUUGAAACUGGUGAACUCGGUGAUUGGGAUGGCUGGGUUAGCCAUGAUUCUAUACUCUGCUUGGAUGAUUAGGGUGUGGCAGAGGAAGAUGGGUGAACUUCCUUUUGGUCAUGAUUCUGAUUAUCCACCUCCCUGGUUUAUCUACACCUUUCUAGGCCUCGGAGUUACAUUCUGUGUAAUCACUUGUUCGGGUCAUGUUGCUGCUGAAACUGCUAACGGCUGUUGCUUGUAUUUGUAUAUGGUGUUUGUGGUUUUGCUUCUCAUGCUGGAGGCUGCAGUUUCUAUUGAUGUAUUUCUAAACCGGGAUUGGAAGGAGGACUUCCCUAAGGACCCCUCAGGGAAUUUUGACCAGUUCAAGAAUUUCAUCAAAACAAACUAUAAUUUGUGCAAAUGGAUAGGCCUAUCGCUUGUUUCUGUACAGGGAUUCUCUCUAUUAUUGGCAAUGAUACUCAAAGCUCUCGGGCCACAUCAAUAUUAUGACAGUGAUGACGAAUAUGCUCCUGACAGGGUGCCACUCUUGAAGAAUGCUCCACCUCCAUAUGUUGAACAAGGAUAUGGGUAUGGGCCAAAAAAUGAUGCAUGGAUUGGGGUUAACAACAAGACAAAUAGGUAAGGCCGAAGGUUUCACUUGAACCUCUCGACGUUUGGAGCCAAAGGAGAAAGACAAGGGUAACAUGAUUCCUUUAGAGGAUCUGUUGGCUGGAGAUGGAUUAGCUAUUGAAUUAAUGGCCAUGGGUGUAACAUAUGCUUACUCAGUGACUCUUCUUGGUCUGUUACACCUAACUCGUGCAGUCGUGAGCAAAUAUAUGCAUUGUCUGAUUCAUGUUUGUAAAUGAUAUAUAAAUCCUGAUCUCUUGACCAACCCUUGCAUCUUCUGUUGAAAGAAUCUCACUAAGUUGCGUCAAUAGAUAUCAAAUCAAUAUUUAUUUUGGUUAA